AUGAUAGCUGUACCUGUAUUGGACAAACCCGCAUUACGACAAACCACGCUUGCUGACUCGUCGCUCCAUCCAUCUCCACAAAUUGUGCCGAAAAUGGACAAAGAGUUGCUAGUGAUGAGAACUCGGCCAUCAGCGGGGCGCGGGGGUAAGCGGGCGCGUAGAAAGCCGGAUAUCAGCAUGGGAUGGCAUGGAUGUUUGAUAAUACCUGUGACCAUUACAAUACUACAGUGUAUUGUAGUCAGAACACAGACUUCGGUGUUUGAUAUUGCGUGUGAUUUCGAGACAAAUCUAUGUGGUUGGACUCAUGAGAACUUAUCACGUACUGAGUUUCCUAGUAUUCUCAGUGACAGAAGUGGACCCAGACAUGCUCAAAGCGGCAAUUUCUAUGUUUACCUGGAUACCUCGUCAAAAGGGGUCGGGGAUGAUUAUACUGCAACCCUCGACACUGGUAACAUAACAGUACCUGCUUCGACCAAUAGCCUAUGUCUACGCUUCUGGUAUCACAUGUUCGGAGAAACGAUGGGAGAUCUGAAUGUUCUUGUAGACAAUAAUGUUGUGUGGAAAAAAAGUGGAAAUCAAAGUGAUGUAUGGCAUUGUGCUGCAGUCGAUAUAACAUCACUUCGAUUCAAGAUAUCGUUUGAAGCCGUCAUGGGAUAUGACAUAUACAGCAUAAUUGCCCUGGACAAUAUCCAAGUCCUGCAUACAGAAUGCUUGCAAGAAAAUUGUGAGAACCUUCACUUAUCAACGACCGAAGUGCCUAAGUAUACAUCCCUAUCAACAACGUUGCCAACCACAUCGGGACAAUCUGUUGUCAGCGCCACUACAGCCACAACAAAAAUAGACCUGAACGAGUACAUACCAUACAUAAUCGGUGUACCUGCAGCAAUAUUGGUUGUAGGAGCAAUUAUUCUCAUCGUUUGUCUGAGGAAUAAAAAGUUGACAAAGCGUCCAGAUCCAAUGAUAGUGCCGCCGGAAGUCCGUAAUAGAUACGAUGUAUUCCCACAUGACCCAUACGACACAGUCAAUGAUACGACGGUAGAAGAAUAUGAUUAUCUUGACGAGACUAAAAUGGUAAGACAGGAUUCCCUAAAUGUUCCGAAUGGGGAGGCCAAUAAUCCGUACAAUGAACCUGACAUUACUCCAUCAGCUGGUCACAAUGGUGAUAAAGAUUACGAUUAUGAACAACCAAUUCGACGAAACGAACAGGAUUACUUAAAUCCAACGAGUGAGCAAUUGGAUAACAACUACAUCACUCCCAUCAAUCAUACUGAUGCUCCUCGAAGAAUGUCUUCCGACACGACAUCAAGUGGUCAAGUUGAUAUGAGCAUGCGUCCGGCAAGUGACACUUCUGUCCCCGAAGUAGACCAUUUUGAUUAUGUGGUGGUAACACCAGGGAAAAGGGAAAAUUGA
This is a messenger RNA of Ylistrum balloti, 1410 nucleotides long. RefSeq lists its product as uncharacterized. Lineage: Eukaryota; Metazoa; Mollusca; Bivalvia; Pectinida; Pectinidae. The transcript has 9 exons. The record is from RefSeq and is a predicted model, not a curated record. Gene Ontology annotation, cellular component: membrane. Bases 1 to 1410 code for a protein of 469 amino acids.